Molecule: messenger RNA, 2198 nt
Organism: Bombina bombina (fire-bellied toad)
Lineage: Eukaryota; Metazoa; Chordata; Amphibia; Anura; Bombinatoridae
Gene: C7H6orf47
Product: chromosome 7 C6orf47 homolog
Exons: 2
Coding region: 422-1108 (228 amino acids)
Source: RefSeq, a predicted model, not a curated record
CUUUUGGAAUUCCGGGUAUGAGGCAGAAGGGAUAUCACAGAGGAGGAGAGAGGAGGAAGACAGGCCGCACCUUUAAACCCUUACUGUUUUUUGGGGGGUAAAAGGAAAAGAACAUUGAAAAAUCCAAGAAAGAGGAGAAAGGAGGGAAGAUGAAAGAACAAAGAAGAAAAAUAAAGGAAUGAAAAAGAAGAAAAAUAAAGGGAGAGAGAGAAGGAACAAAGAAGAGCAAAAGUAAAGUUUGUGAAUUCAAAAAGUUUGCAGAUAUUUAAAACACAAAAUGAUUUGAACGUGGGAUUGCGUCACCUUAAGCGAAGAAGAGCUGCACGGAGACGAGAAAAAGAUCCAUAAAUAAACGUGUGAUCGACACAGGAGACCGAGAAACUGAAAAAGAAAGUAAAAAAGUCUAAGUAAACAAAAAAAGAUGUUCUUCCAAAGGUCCUUUCACUGGCCCUCACCUCCGGCCAUCUUCUCAAAGAUUCUCCGUUCCAAAUCAAGUUCUCCCUCUGAUCCUCAAAACCCUCCCCCAAAGCCCAAACGUUGGUCUUUGCCCCAUAUUCCACUGCCCACUCUACCCUCUUUUCAAUCUGUCCUCCAUUUCAGCAGGAAAGAUGAAGAUACUAAAUAUUCUCCUCCUCCUAAUAUCAAUGCUCAACACUUCCAGAUCUGCAUCAACUUGGUCCAUCAUAUUAUAGACUCCUGUAUCCGUGUUUGUCUAUGGCUAUUCUCUCCAAUAUUUCAGGUGACUCUGGAUGUUUUUGGGAUACAAGGAGCCCUAAAACUCUGGAUUCAUGGUAUUGGCAUCUUUGUAGCCACUACAUACGGCAUGUAUUUACUUCUCUGGCUGGCCCAAGAGUACCUUCUCCAAUUGACCUCCAUGUAUGGAGUGUUACAGAUCUUUGUACUAAGUGUAAGUCUAAAGUCAGAACGAGAGGAGAUGGAGAAAGAGAAAAUUGAAGAAGAUGAUGAUGAUGAUAAAAGACAAGAAGAAGAAAACGUAGAACAAGAGAGGGUACAUGAGGAGGAAAGAUGGGCAGGUGGAAGUGAAGAUGAAGAUUAUGAUUCAGAAGAUGGGUGGGAGACUGAUGGGAAAGAAGAAGAUGUUGUUUAAAAUAGAUUAUUUUUGCCAAGUGGUGGAACUCCAUGAAAUGUUGACUAUUUUAAGAUUGAGAGGGGGUGUUCUAUUCUCAGGGAUUCUCCCAAAAGAAGAGUCAUGUCAAGAUUGUGAGAGGAUGUUAUCAUCACAAAGAACACAGUAGAAGAAAAUAAAUCUAAUUUAUAUUUUAUAGUUUUAAAAGUAUUUAUAUUUUUAUGCCUAUGUUUGGUGAUUCUUGUGGAAAGAGAAUCAUAUUGAAAUAAACUCAACAUACCAAAAACAUGUUGCAGUUUUAUGAACUAAGGAACCAAUGCUACAGGUAUUGGAAUGUACUACAAAUCCAGAACAGAGACUGAGAUUUAAAUAACAGAAAUACACUGCAAAUAAACAAACAAAUUUAUUGUUACAGGUACCAGUCUGCAUUCAAAAUGUGGACCCUAACAUGGAUUAAUACCACUGGGACCAGAAUGCAUUGCUAAUCUCGAGCCAUAGACAUAUAAAGUCUAAAGGGACCAGAAUAUAUUACAAGUUUAGAACCAAAGUAUGAUCUGGGGUACAUUAACCAGAAUGCAACAGAAUCACAAGCCAAAGGAAGUUCUGAACUACAGCAACUAGAAUGCAUUGUAAGGGCUGAACUAAAGCAAAGCCAUGACUGCACGUGACCAGAAUGCAUUGCAAAUCCAGAACCACAGAUAAAAUGGACUACACAGCUUACAAUGUAUUACUUUGGUUUAUGAAAGGUUAUCUGCUGAAAUUUAUCAAUAGGUGUCUAUUUUUGCUAGAGUGUUUAUACAUACAUACACACACACACACACACACACACACACACACACACACAUAUUAAUGUAUGUAUAUAUAUAUAUUCUGUAUAUGUAUACAUGCGUUUGUGCUUUAUGUAUUUAUACCAGUCAUCUAAAAGUGAACAUCUGGAAAAAAAACCUUCUGUUUUGUGUAAAACAGAUGUUCCUGUGCAGAUGUUUUGUAUUCUGGUGGGAUAUAUGUCCCUUUUCUGUCAGGAACUUUGGACGUUGUGCAAUCUGCCCCUAGGGAUGAGUUGUGGACAAAUAUGUUAAUUUAAAUAUCAAUAUAAACAUAUUUGAUUUAA